This is a messenger RNA of Nilaparvata lugens (brown planthopper), 2650 nucleotides long. Its product is annotated as heat shock 70 kDa protein II. Lineage: Eukaryota; Metazoa; Arthropoda; Insecta; Hemiptera; Delphacidae. Bases 136 to 2043 code for a protein of 635 amino acids. Gene Ontology annotation, molecular function: ATP binding; misfolded protein binding; ATP-dependent protein folding chaperone. The record is from RefSeq and is a predicted model, not a curated record. The transcript has 5 exons. Gene Ontology annotation, cellular component: cytoplasm; nucleus; cytosol. Gene Ontology annotation, biological process: protein refolding; vesicle-mediated transport; cellular response to unfolded protein.
ACAGAGUAAACAUGGGGCUCAACCCACACACAAUUACAUAAAAUUUAAUGUAAAAUGAUUUCAUAAUCUAGAGGAAAAUUGUUAGUAAUGGUGCAAUAUAAGUAACAUAUCUAUCUACAUAAAGCAGACUGAGAGAUGGCACACUCCAGCUCCAGUCAGCACAAGAUGGCCGUCGGCAUCGAUCUGGGGACCACCUAUUCAUGUGUUGGAGUUUUCCAGAACGGCAGAGUGGAAAUAAUAGCUAAUGAGCAUGGCAAUCGAACCACGCCCAGUUAUGUGUCAUUCCUCGAUAAUGAACGGCUGGUGGGAGAAGCUGCCAAGAAUGUGUCAGCUACAAACUAUGCCAACACUAUUUAUGAUGCAAAAAGACUGAUAGGUAGGAGAUUUGAUGAUCCGGCAGUGCAAGCUGACAUGAGUCACUGGCCAUUCUCUGUGGUCAGUAGGUCAGGAAAGCCAGUCAUUGAAGUCCUAUGUCAGGGAGAGAAGAAACAAUUCGUUCCUGAAGAGAUAUCAGCCAUGGUUCUGUCCAAAAUGAGAGAUAUUGCUGAGGCCUUCAUCGGUAAAAAGGUAACAGACGCUGUCGUAACAGUGCCAGCCUAUUUCAACGACGCCCAGCGUCAGGCAACGAAAGACGCGGCCAUGAUAGCUGGUCUCAACGUCACCAGGAUCAUCAAUGAACCCACGGCUGCUGCAAUCGCUUAUGGCCUCGACAAAAAGGGCAGCCGUGAAUCGAACGUGCUGAUAUUCGAUCUCGGAGGCGGAACUUUCGAUGUAUCGAUUCUGACAGUCGCUGGAGGCAUCUUUGAGGUCAAAUCGACAUCCGGAAACACCCAUCUGGGGGGAGAGGACUUCGACAACCGUCUCCUCCAACAUGCAUCCAAAGAAUUCGAGAAGAAACACAAAACGGACAUCCAAAGCAACAGGAAAGCGAUGAGGCGCCUGCAGGCUGCCUGCGAACGUGCGAAACACACCCUAUCUGGCAGUACACAAACAAAUAUUGAGUUGGAUUCACUGCACGAGGGAAUCGAUUUUAUAAUGAGUGUCAGUAGGGCAAAGUUUGAGGAUAUCAAUUCGGAUCUGUUUAGAGCGACCUUGGAGCCUGUUAGGAGAGCGAUAGCUGAUUCAGGUCUCAACAAGAAGGAUAUACACGAGGUGGUUUUAGUUGGUGGAUCCACAAGGAUACCCAAGAUUCAACAACUUCUACAAGAAUUCUUCGAUGGGAAACAAUUGAACAAGUCUAUCAACCCCGAUGAAGCAGUAGCUUAUGGCGCAGCUGUCCAGGCUGAAAUCCUAUACGGAGACAACUCAGAUCAAGUCAAAGAUGUACUACUAAUUGAUGUCACCCCUCUGUCCCUCGGCAUUGAAACAGCUGGGGGUGUCAUGGCUAAAAUCAUCCCUAAAAACACCACAAUACCCACAAGGCACUCCCAGACAUUCUCCACCUAUUCCGACUUCCAGACAACGGUGCAAGUGCGUGUGUUUGAAGGGGAAAGAUCGAUGACCAAAGACAAUAACCUCCUGGGGGAUUUUCUACUCACGGGGAUACCUCCUGCGCCCAGAGGUGAGCCUCAGAUUGAGGUUAGUUUUGACAUUGAUGCCAACGGGAUACUGACUGUCACUGCCGUUGAAAAAUCCACAAAUAAAACCUCCAACAUCGUCAUACAAAACGAUAGACCAAGGCUAACUAGGGAACAGAUAGACUCCAUGAUACAAGAUGCGGAAAGAUUCAGGAAGCAAGAUGUGGAGCUUAAAGAAGUGGCAGAUGCUAGAAAUUCGUUCGAGAACUACUGCUACGGUAUGAAGUCAUCAGCUGAGGAUGCGGUCAUGACCAAUAGGAUUACGAUGGAAGAUAGGAAUACUAUUGUGCAAGAGUGUAAUGAAGCUCUAACUUGGCUGAAUGCCAACCUGGAUGCAACGAGACAGCAGAUUGAGGAGAAAAUGUUGGUUUUAAGGGUAAAUCUUCGUGAAUAUGAGAGUAGAUUGACAGGGGGAUCAGGUGGUCAAGGAUUUGAUUUGGGGCCGAGAAUAGAGGAAGUUGAUUGAGGUUCAGGAGUAUUGUGAUACACACACAUUCGAAUGUGGGUAUGGUAGCCUAAUCAUUUAUCUGAUAAUGAAAGAAUAAAUAAAGGAGUAGAUAAAUAAAUUGAGAAAGUUGAUAGACGCUCACUCCUAGACAGGAGUAGGCUUAUUAUAUAUACAUGCACAUUUGAAUAUGAGUUAUCGAUUAUCGAAUAGAUAAAAUGAUUGUUGAUUUACAAAUAAUAGACAGACAUACGUAUUUAAAUAUAUACAAAUUUGAAAGCGAAUUAUCAAUAAUUGGAUAAAUAAAUUGAUUAUAUUAAUUGAUGGUCAUAUCUGGACAGUAGUAUUAUACCUAUAAUAUAUAGGCCUACACAUUCGAAUUUGAAUUAUGGAUGAUUGGAUGAAUAAAUAAUUGUUGAUUUACAAUGGACAGACUUAUUUCAACAUAAGAAAAUUUAAAUGUGAAUUAUGAAAUAAUUGCAAAGAUAAAUUGUUGAUUGAUGCUAAUUCCUAGACAAAAGUAUUGUGAUACACACACAUAUUCGAAUAUGUAUCAAUAUAUCAAUGAAUAAAUAAGUUGACUGAUAUCUUUAAAUAAAUAAAAAUUUGCUUAUGAAUUAUCGAAAUU